AUGUACGCCAUUCAAAGUAGACAAGCAUGGUAUGCUAUUCGACGUAUAACUUCAUCGGUUGGUAGUGAAGUUUCCAAUAUAAUCAAUGAGAAGGAAUCGAUACCGGAAUUAAAGAAGAAAAUAGCUGUACUUGUUGUAAAUACCGGUACACCAUCUGGUUAUAAUUAUUGGCCAAUGAGGCGCUUCCUUCGGGAAUUUCUCAGUGAUCGACGAGUUAUCGAGUUACCCCGAAUCCUGUGGUGGCCCAUCUUACAUUUGUUUGUUCUGACAACAAGACCAUUCAUCUUCGGGAAAUGCUACAAAUCGAUUUGGAAUACCUCACAGAAUGAGUCUCCGUUACGCACUACGACCCGUAAUCAAGCGACUAAAUUGGCUAAUCGCUUGUGUGAUCAAUCGAUUACGGUUGAUUGGGCAUUUCGGUAUGGUGAGCCAAUUUUAGGAUGUGACAAGCUUGUCGUAUUUCCCUUAUUUCCUCAAUUCUCCGCUGUUACAAGUGCCUCCAUUUUCGAUGAAACUUGUCGUUGUUUGAUGAAGCAACGUCGUCAAAUGAUUUUAUCUGUGGUACCACCAUUUUAUGAUAACGAAUUGUACGUCAAAACAAUUCUUAAGUGUUUAAAUUCUGCUCAAAGAAAGUUUCGAGCACCACCACAAAUAAUCAUUGUCUCAUAUCAUGGAAUACCACUGUCAUAUCAGUCUAAUGGUGAUCCAUACGGAUUCCAGUGCAAACAUACAACAACACUGUUACGACAAAGAUGGCGAACUUCAAACUGUGACUUAAUAACGACAUUCCAGUCUCGAUUUGGACCCGGAGAAUGGUUGAAGCCAUACACUGAAGAUACCGUCAUAGAACUGGCCAAGCGUGGAGUGAAACGAAUCUUGGUAAUCGCACCCGGUUUCUUUAGCGAUUGUGUGGAAACGAUGGAAGAAUUGGGGGUUCAACUUGCCGAUUCUUUUCGAAAACACGGUGGAGAAGAAUACGUUUAUGUGCCGUGUUUGAAUGAUAGCACGGAGGCAAUCGACAUCCUUGAAUCACUUACUCGAAAACAUAUCGAAUGUUUUCUGUAACUUCCACUAGUUAGUAAUUAAUUUCCACAGAGCCAUACCGGACAUGUUUGUAAUCUAUUGAACAGGCAAACCAUAUCAAUCAAGAUUUAUUAUUAUAUUCUUUU
Molecule: messenger RNA, 1169 nt
Organism: Loa loa (African eye worm)
Lineage: Eukaryota; Metazoa; Nematoda; Chromadorea; Rhabditida; Onchocercidae
Product: ferrochelatase-2
Exons: 9
Coding region: 1-1065 (354 amino acids)
Biological process (GO): heme biosynthetic process
Molecular function (GO): protoporphyrin ferrochelatase activity
Source: RefSeq, a predicted model, not a curated record